Messenger RNA from Racocetra persica, 146 nucleotides. The record is from the annotation of a GenBank genome assembly. Lineage: Eukaryota; Fungi; Glomeromycota; Glomeromycetes; Diversisporales; Gigasporaceae.
CAUAUAUUGCAGACCAUUAUAAGCCUGAGCAACUUAUAUUUCUUGAUGAAGCAUCAAAAGAUGAGCAUACUUGUAUUAUCACUAUUAAAAUUAUUGAAGGAAGUUGUAAUAAGCAGUGUUUUGAAAAUUUUAUAAUUAGAGAAGUU